AAGAAAAAAACCCAUAUAUUAUAAAAGAAACAACGAGUUUAUGAAUUGAGAAAUACAGAAAUAGAAACGAAUUAGUGAAAGUUGGUCGCAGAUGGUUGCAUACUACUCACACCACAACAGCUGCUUAUUCUUCCAACACUGACAUAAACUUCUCAGAAAAAGAUACCAGCAAACUUAUUUCUCUAAGAUGGCCAUUUCUCUGUGGAUAACAAUAUAUUGCAUGUUUGGAAUAUUGAAAACUACUGACUGUCUCAACAAAUGCGAUGAAGAGGUCUCCACAUGUAAAGGCACUAAGCCUUUCCAGAAAGUUUAUUUUGAUUCUACAGACAGCUGUUACUAUGACUUUAAUGUAAAUAGUUCCUAUUAUGAAGCAAAAACAAGUUGUGAAGAAAUGGGCGCUCAUUUACUCACCAUAGAAUCAGAGGAAGAACAGACUUUUGUUGUAACAAAACUGUCAAUACGGAAAUCUGGACGAUGGCUUGCUCUGGAGAAAAUUGGCAAUGAAUGGAUUUGGUAUUAUAAUAACAUCCAAAAAAACCUUAACUUUAGCAAACUACUAAGAGAAUCAGGAGUACAAGAGAAUGUUAGGGCAUUUACUCAGUAUAACCAGUGGCAACCAGAAUCUGUAGAAGCUAUGCACCCAUUUGUGUGUGAGUUUGACAUCAAAGCAGAUCCGAAGGCACAAACUGUACAAUACACUAAUUCCAAAAGUAACAUCACAUUUGUUACUUUCAUCAAAAGUGGGAAUUUUAUCCAAAACACUCUUUUAUGCGGCAACUUUUGUCUUCAAACAGCAUGCUGUACUGUCUACAGAUUUGAUUCUGUUAAAUACAAAUGUGAACUCUACCAAGAAGAUUUUACCAGUAAAACUGAAUUAAUUUGUACUGAAAAAUACAUAACAUGUUACAGCAAGAUCACCAACUGAGGCAGCUAAUGGACUGAAUUUGAUCGAAAAUCUCUUUCAUUGAUGUGAAUGAAGCAAAGAAAGAGAGAAUGUUUUUCAGGAAAAAGAGCCAGGAUCAAUGCUAUUAAAAGAACCAGUUAAUGUUAUGUGUUGCAUGUUUAUUUACAUAGAUUAGAGGCUGAAUUGUCUUUGGAAUUGUAGCUAGAACCAAAUACCAAAGUCGAUCUACAAACCAACAAAUACAUUUCUUUUAUUAAAACAUCAUAAAUAAUAAUCAUUCAUUAGGUGAUAUUUGACACAAGGUCAGGUGAUAUUCAAAUGUCGUCAUAUGAUAUUGUUUAUGUAAGGUCACAUGAUAUUUUGAUAGUAAAUCAGAUGACAGUAUGAUGUAAGGUCAUGUGAUACUGCAAUGCAAAGUGUGAUGAUAAUCAGAAUGUACAUUAUUGUUUUGUUUAAUUAUAAGUUUCAUAUAA
This is a messenger RNA of Octopus sinensis (East Asian common octopus), 1377 nucleotides long. RefSeq lists its product as uncharacterized. The record is from RefSeq and is a predicted model, not a curated record. The transcript is spliced from 5 exons. Gene Ontology annotation, biological process: biological process involved in interspecies interaction between organisms. Bases 188 to 925 code for a protein of 245 amino acids. Gene Ontology annotation, molecular function: carbohydrate binding. Gene Ontology annotation, cellular component: external side of plasma membrane. NCBI's taxonomy places the organism in Eukaryota, Metazoa, Mollusca, Cephalopoda, Octopoda, Octopodidae.